AUGGGAGAUACAUCGAAGAAGCCAGAGUUUGUUUUCGUGCCUGGAGCAUGGCAUAGCCCAGAAUCCUUUAAACCCACCACAGAUAUUCUUGCAGCGAAGGGUUAUAAAGUUCACGGCAUUUCCCUAAAAUCUGUGGGUGCAUCUCCUCAUCUCGAAGAUUCUCAGCCAGAUGUCGAAACAAUCAGGAACAAAAUCGACUCUCUCCUCUCCACGUCCACUCCCCUGAUUCUUGUUUACCACUCUUACGGCGGAGUAGUCGGCUCGUCGGCCUUAGACACCUACAUCGCCACCCUCUCUCCCUCAACCACCCCCUUCUCUCGUACUGGCCUGAUCCGCCGUUUGGUUUACAUCGCGGCCUUCUGCCUUCCCAAAUCCGUGUCUUUAAUGGGUGCUCUGAAUCAUAGUCCCCUUCCCUGGUUUUCCAUUUCCCCAGAUUCCAGAGCUGUCACUUGUUCAGAUCCUUAUGAAAUCUUCUAUAACGAUAUCUCCAGAAAUGAAGCACAAAAAUAUGUGGAGGUGCUGAAGGAACACAGUUACAAGACUUUUGAUUCGCCGGUGACUACGGAGCCGUGGAGAUACAUCCCGAGUACGUAUGUUGUUUGUGAAGAAGAUAAGGCGAUUCCUUUGGAAGCGCAAUUGGGGAUGAUUAGGGGAGCACAGGAGAUUGCUGAGGGGAGCUUCGGCACGAUCGAACGUGCAAACGUCGGCCAUAGCCCUUUUAUAAGCCAACCGGAAUGGCUGGCUGAAAAAUUAAAAAAAGCCGCCGAAAAUCCUAUUUGA
Botrytis sinoallii is the source of this 780-nucleotide messenger RNA. RefSeq lists its product as uncharacterized. NCBI's taxonomy places the organism in Eukaryota, Fungi, Ascomycota, Leotiomycetes, Helotiales, Sclerotiniaceae. The transcript is spliced from 4 exons. Bases 1 to 780 code for a protein of 259 amino acids. The record is from RefSeq and is a predicted model, not a curated record.